Molecule: messenger RNA, 513 nt
Organism: Melampsora larici-populina 98AG31
Lineage: Eukaryota; Fungi; Basidiomycota; Pucciniomycetes; Pucciniales; Melampsoraceae
Exons: 3
Coding region: 1-513 (170 amino acids)
Source: RefSeq, a predicted model, not a curated record
AUGGCGCCCACCAGGACCCCAGGCCCUGAAAUCCCUAUGCCCGUGUUCGUGUCAGGAAGAUAUGUCAAGCGCAACAUUCCCUUGCAGAGCAUGAUGACAUCUUCUAUGACGAAUCAGGACUCACGGCCAGACAGCGUCCGUGUCAACAAUCUAGAUGGGUUGCAAGGCAGGACUUGCUACUGUAACCUGAAGUCAAUGAGUCAGCCAAGUCCUAUAUUCCUCAUUGUGAUCCGCCUAAGAGUGUACCUCAUUCAAAAGGAAACUACAUCGAGUGACUGGUACACGGUAUCAGCUUCAGACCAUUGCGCAAUUGAGCAAGGUACUCAAUUCGGAGCACCAGUCUCGGUGGCCAACCUCGAUGAUCCAUUGCUGUACUGCGGGCGAGUAAUAGCAGUCAAGAAUGAUCCCAAUGCUCGUCACAAUGGUUAUCUCAGCGGCCCGAGUGAGGCUUUCUGCGUCCUGGGGCAACCUGGCCCUUCGCACUGGUCCUGGGUGCAGUGUUGUCCGUCCUAG